Molecule: messenger RNA, 744 nt
Organism: Trypanosoma theileri
Lineage: Eukaryota; Euglenozoa; Kinetoplastea; Trypanosomatida; Trypanosomatidae
Product: elongation of very long chain fatty acids protein
Exons: 1
Coding region: 1-744 (247 amino acids)
Biological process (GO): very long-chain fatty acid biosynthetic process; sphingolipid biosynthetic process; fatty acid elongation, monounsaturated fatty acid
Cellular component (GO): endoplasmic reticulum membrane
Molecular function (GO): fatty acid elongase activity
Source: RefSeq, a predicted model, not a curated record
AUGGAGGUCUGUGUGAAUUCAGCGAAUUGCAGUGGCAGAGAGUCGCUUUGUUUUUUCCCUGAACUGAAUCCUUUUGUUUCAUGGUAUGUUCUAAUUGGCGGUGAUUUCUGCUAUCUUGCUGUUGUGUUCCUACUGAGGCGAUGGAUGCAGCACCGAAGACCAUUGGAUGUUAGUAUUCCUAUGGUUAUCUAUAACAUUCUUCAAAUUUUUCUUUCUGCACUUAUGGCAAUAAAUCUCUCGCCAUACCUUAGAAACGGAAUUUUUAAUCUUAAUGGACUUUUUUGUUCUAACAUUGAAUUUUGGGUAUUUGUCCACUAUUGUAGCAAAUACCUAGAUAUGAUGGAUACUAUUUUCAUGGUUUGUAGGAGGAAGGAUGACCAACUGACAUUCCUUCACCUUUAUCAUCAUACUACAAUAGGUUUUAUAUGGGGACUUCUUUUGAGAAAUGGGAUGGGCAAUGGGACAGUUUUCUUUGGUGCCUGGAUUAAUUCAUCUGUACAUUUUUUGAUGUACUCACAUUAUCUUUGGACUUCUUUUGGUUUCAAAAACCCGUUGAAGUAUCUUCUUACCAAGGUUCAGAUGUUCCAGUUCGGAUUGUGCAUCUUACAAUCGGUUUUGGUUCCCUUUUUUGAUGAUCAAUUCACCAUAUAUUGGUGUCUUCUUCAGAUGGCAUACCACACAAGUCUGUUUUUUCUUUUUUUAAAUUUUUAUCGUGGAUCAAGAAGAAAGAGAAUUUCGAAAUAG